Molecule: messenger RNA, 1035 nt
Organism: Cucurbitaria berberidis CBS 394.84
Lineage: Eukaryota; Fungi; Ascomycota; Dothideomycetes; Pleosporales; Cucurbitariaceae
Exons: 1
Coding region: 1-1035 (344 amino acids)
Source: RefSeq, a predicted model, not a curated record
AUGGACUUCCAGGAUGUUGAGGCCGCGGCUCUUCCUCUUGACUUCGACGUUUCCUUCAUACCAUCCGGAUCGAGCGCGAACAUUCUUGAUUUUGACUUUUCUAGUGGCAUCAGCUCGUUAGGAUCUCUAGCCACCAUGCUCGACACCUCGCAGAGUGAGGAAGAUCAAAUGGCCCUUGAGAGGGCGUUGUACCGUGUCGCCAAGCCCUUCUCGCCAGCUCAUAUCGCUCCAUUCGCGAGGUCAAGAAUCGAAUAUUCGAUUGAACAGCUCAAAGCCGUACCCAAGAUGAUGAUUGAGCAUAAUGGCACACCUUGGGCCCACUCAAGGCUAUAUGAGGAAGAUAUGCCUAGAUCACUUCAGGAUGCACAUGCUGCGUGUGCCCUCUACAUCGCCAAGAACGAGGCGAAUGCUGAGCAUGUGACCCGGUUCAUCACAAACCGAGUGGAAGAAUUGAUCACCACCGCUCUACCAGAUGCUCCAGUCGAACUACUAGCCCGUGCUCAAGCACUCAUGUUGUAUCAGAUCAUGCUCGUGUUCGGCGGCGACGUACGAUGCUAUGCACACGCUGAAGCGCUCAUACCACAUCUGGGGGAGGCUGGAAACGCCCUCCUUGUCACUGCUGCACAACAGACUGAUAUUACAGGCUCGCUCCCCCUGUAUCCCAGCACUGCAGCGCGCGCGGCAUGGAGAUCCUAUGUUUUUCGUGAAUCAUUACGUCGGACACUAUUGUCACUUUUCCAAAUGACCGCUAUGUGUGAUCUCUUACGCGGUCAACUCAAAUCGUGUGUACACAGUCUCCUAUACGGAAAUAGAGUUACGUUAUCUGCGCAUCUUUGGCACGCGAAGAACUCUUUCGACUUUGCUGUUGCGUGGAACGACAAAAAACACUUCUUGGUCAAAGAAUUGGACUUUACAGAGGUUCUGAGAGACGCACAGCCUGAUGAUGUGGAUAUCUUUGCUCGGAUGAUGAUGGUUGGCCUACAAGGUAUCGAUGAUAUACGCGGUUGGUUUUACACCAGAGGAGGGACUCUAUAA